AUGGUCGACACCUACAACGGCGUCACCGUCCUCUGGGAACACGUCGUCACACAAAGGCAAGCUCAAACUUUCUCGUGGCGUCCUUUACCAGAAGAAAAACGAGGCUUCACUCUCCGAAUCAAGAAACGCGACAAAACCCUGAUUCUUGAUUCGUACUUGGAUUACAUAAUGGAAAAGGCAAAUGACAUACGUAGAAAGAACCAGGACCGUCUUUUGUACACAAACUCGAAAGGUGGAUCCUUGGACUCGAGGGGACACCCAUGGGAGCCUGUCUCGUUUAAGCAUCCAAGCACAUUCGAAACCUUAGCCAUGGACCCGGUAAAGAACCAGGAGAUCAUGGAGGAUCUUAUGGGCUUCGCCAACGGUCAAGGAUUCUACCAAAAGACUGGGCGGGCCUGGAAAAGAGGGUACCUGCUUUAUGGACCGCCGGGGACAGGGAAAUCAAGCAUGAUCGCAGCCAUGGCAAACUAUCUGGGUUACGAUAUUUACGACUUGGAGCUGACCGAGGUGCAUACCAACUCGGACCUGAGGAAGCUGCUGAUGAAGACGAGCUCUAAGUCCAUAAUUGUCAUCGAAGACAUCGAUUGCUCUCUAAAUUUGACGAACAGGAAGAAGGCUAAUAGUACUAGUUCACAAGCGAGAAGCGCUUACUAUGAUAUGGGUGAAAUGCGAGGUGGGGGUGGCUCAGGUGAAGAUGGUGGUAACAAUACGAUGACGAUGUCGGGAUUGUUGAAUUUCACGGACGGAUUAUGGUCGUGCUGUGGGAGCGAGAGGAUUUUCGUGUUCACCACAAACCACAUCGAGAAGCUUCGGCAUUGUUGA
Messenger RNA from Juglans regia (Persian walnut), 822 nucleotides. RefSeq names its product AAA-ATPase At5g57480-like. Gene Ontology annotation, molecular function: ATP hydrolysis activity; ATP binding. The transcript has a single exon. Lineage: Eukaryota; Viridiplantae; Streptophyta; Magnoliopsida; Fagales; Juglandaceae. The record is from RefSeq and is a predicted model, not a curated record. The coding region runs from base 1 to 822 and encodes 273 amino acids.